Molecule: messenger RNA, 1962 nt
Organism: Chara braunii
Lineage: Eukaryota; Viridiplantae; Streptophyta; Charophyceae; Charales; Characeae
Source: the annotation of a GenBank genome assembly
AUGCAGUGGCAAAAGAAAAAAGCUAACGCUCUUCUUCGUUUGUGUUCUGUCGUGGGUCCUGUUAUGUCUUGAUAACGACUUGCGAAGCUGAAUUAGCAUGGAUGGACGAGUUGAUGAAAGACUACGUUGACCUCUUCAGAUAUUUUCACCCAUACGCGAGCGAUGCAUUUUCUUGCUGGGAUCAGCGGAACGAUGCACGCUCUCGCAACGAAGGCGUAAGGAUCGAUUACACAAUCUGCGACAAAGGUUUUCUGCCCCAGAUAGUGACCACCGACAUCCUGAAUCUGCCGAAGAAGUGGAGUGACCAUACGGCGGUCAGCGUUACGUUGUUAGAACAGCCUCGUUUGGCAGAUCAUCCUCGGCCGAAGCUCUCUGCCACAAAUAUAAAGCAGCUUCGGGAAGACAGGCGGCAGAAGAGGCUGACAUCACUUUUUGUUAGGAAACCAGCUGCAGGGAGCGAUGCUGCUGCCUACUCGCCUAGCCAUCCUGGUGGUGGAAAUGUGGCACUGACACCAACGAGGUCAGGUUUAUCAACCUCAGCAGUCGAAUCGGACACAAGGGAAUCCAUUUCGCUGACUAUUUCUGUAGAUAAGCACACAACAGAUGCAAAAAAUGCUAGCCAGCUUAGGAACCUGCCCAGCCAGGCAGUGCAUGGGCCUAUUGAGACCAAAAGUCCACCUGUACUGGAAUUGGACAGUGCUUCGAAUGACAUGGUGGUGGGAGCAGCGGACUCUCAUAAAGCUGGCGGGCAAUCUUCGAAUGAAACGGUGAUGGCAGCCGUGGACUCUAAUCAAGCUGCUGAUGCUACGAAUGCAGCAAAAAGAAGUCCUGCUUUCACAGCUGAAGGUACUUUCGAUGGUGAUGCUGAUCACAGAGCGGGCAAGACUUGCACAGCCGGUGCCAUCAGACAAAAUGAUGAUAGAUUAGCACCAAGUGAAUUGGCGAUAAGACAAUGUCAUGGUCUCCCUGAGGAGACCAGAAUGUCAGCUACUGCUGCAGAGAAGUCAGAGCUGCAGGGUCAAGCUCGUGGAGUUUCAACAAGUGCCGAAUGUGUGCCUGAUGAUAAUCGAUGCGUUGACGUUUGGGGAGGAAGUCGGAUUGUGUGUGAGGGCGAGCCAAAAGCUAUCUCGCGACACACCACCGACACCGAAUGGAAAGACGAUUCCGAGCGUAAAGACGUGGGUGGUGGUGGUCGUAGUGGAAGCGCGGAAUGUCCAAAGAAAGCAAUGCCUGCAGAAAUGGAGGGUGUAGAGAAGAUGGCAGCAGCAGCUGCAGCAGCAGGAGGAGGAGGAGGAGGAGAGAACCAAGUGGGUAAAGAUGCAGAGCAGUGCGAGCUAGAGAAAGUCUCAGAGGUCAAUUGGAGAGAUUCACACAACUUGAGGGGAAGCAGAAAAGACGGAGGGAGGCAAGUCGUCUUGCGACCGAAUGCCCCUUCCAGGGGCCAACAGCAUGCUGAUUUGCUGGAUGACGAAGGGAGGCAAGUUGUCUUGCGACCAAGUACCCCUUCCAGGGUCCUUUCGGAUGCAAAUCAUCUCCUUGAGCGUUCGGACCAGGGAAAUCUGCUCGAGGUUUUGGAACAAGGAAAUCCGCUUAAAGCUGCUGACCAGAAAAGCCUCUCCAAGCCUUCAGACACUCGGAAGAAUCCACUUAAGCUUUCAGAUGAUCAGCUAAUCAGUCGCAAAGCUGCUCAAGGCCCCAAAAAAGCAGGCGCUGCUCAUCCUAAAUCAAGUCUCUCUGUUUCAGGUAGGACUGGUGCAAAGCAAAGGGGUAUAGAAACCUUCUUUUCUCCUAUCGGUGGGAAACCCAUGCCUGGAGCCCCUGCGGAAAAGAGGCGAAAGUUGUAGACAUUACUGCCCUUUGGUGUUCUGGUACCUGUACGCUCUCCGUGUUUUAUAGCACUCUCUAUGUUCUUCUGUACUUCAAGAAAAAGUUAAUUUUGUUUAAUGAAUCUUUUGUAUCGAC